AUGGUGCUCAACGUAGCCGCCAUGAUCACCCGCUUCCAAGGCCAAACCUUGUCCGACGAAGUCUUCCUUGGCCAAUGCCUUGACGAGUUCUCCGACACCAUGGACCGACAAGACGAGGUCAGCGACUCUACCUGUCCCGUCCUCGCAAGGUCCUGGACGACAGCGGUGAAGAAGGCGUUCGGACGUGGGAGACGGCACGCCAUGGACUUUGGAUAUCGUCCGCCCACGUUCCAAAAGCUUAAUCUGCGGGUCAUCGAGUCUGUGGGGCAAGUGUUCUUUGAAGCGUUCAUGAAGAUGCCAAGCAUGUUCGACCUUCGAGCCCAAGACACCGUGUUUGAGAACUACCCCUACGCAUUGUAUGCGACGGACGUCAAGUUUCAGUCGUCCGAGCGCCCUGCCGGUCGCCAUGGGGCAGCCAAGCCGUACUUUAGUGUCAAGCACAAGUUGUAUGGGCUCAAGUUCGAAGCCUCUGUGUCACCGCAAGGUCACCUGGUGGACAUGAGUGCAGUACAUCUCGGCGCCGUGGCUAACUUGACGAUUCUGCGCACCCGCAUGAACCAACACCAAGGGGCGCUGAAGAAGACCGAACAAGAACUAAACAUCAUCGACCACGGCGAGCAAGUACAUACCCACCGCGACAAGUGGGCAUUCCUCGUUGACAAGGGCGAAUGCCAUGACAGAUCUCCAAGCGAUUCAUCCCAAGAAGAACCCACCUCGCGGUCUAGAUGCUGA
Molecule: messenger RNA, 732 nt
Organism: Aphanomyces astaci
Lineage: Eukaryota; Oomycota; Saprolegniomycetes; Saprolegniales; Verrucalvaceae
Exons: 2
Coding region: 1-732 (243 amino acids)
Source: RefSeq, a predicted model, not a curated record